Messenger RNA from Oncorhynchus nerka (sockeye salmon), 3084 nucleotides. RefSeq names its product calcium/calmodulin-dependent protein kinase type II delta chain. NCBI's taxonomy places the organism in Eukaryota, Metazoa, Chordata, Actinopteri, Salmoniformes, Salmonidae. The record is from RefSeq and is a predicted model, not a curated record. Gene Ontology annotation, molecular function: calmodulin binding; ATP binding; calcium/calmodulin-dependent protein kinase activity. The transcript is spliced from 18 exons. Gene Ontology annotation, biological process: protein phosphorylation. Bases 347 to 1606 code for a protein of 419 amino acids.
AGUAUCGCACUCAAAGCGAAGUGUAGGCAGGCACAGAUAAUAGAAGGGACGCGUGCCUCUGCCCAAGCGUUGCUGACGUAUGCCAAACCUUACAACGUCUAGAAAGGGGAACGCGACCCGGAGUAUCGACGUCCUUGAUAACCCGUGAACUCCGUGCCAAGAACAAUUCCUGGAUUCGGAAACUGACCAGGAAAAGUAAAAAGAAGAUUUGCAGUUAAUUUUUAUUCUGUUAUUUUGUUUUAUCGUUUCAGAGGAGACAAGUAUCACUUUGAAACGUUGGAGACUGAGGUUUAAAGUCCCGACCGAAAGAGACAGUCUUCCCUCUCCCCUGCACGCGUCGUUUGCCAUGGCUUUGACAACCUGUACCAGAUUUACCGACGAGUUUAAUCUCUACGAAGAGCUGGGAAAGGGAGCUUUCUCCAUAGUGAAAAGAUGUAUGAGGAUCUCCAGCGGACAGGAGUAUGCUGCCAAAAUCAUCAACACUAAGAAGCUAUCUGCUCGGGAUCACCAGAAGCUGGAAAGAGAGGCCAGGAUUUGUCGUCUGCUCAAGCACCCCAAUAUCGUGAGGCUCCAUGACAGCAUAUCAGAGGAGGGAUUCCACUACCUGGUCUUUGACUUGGUGACUGGUGGGGAGCUGUUUGAGGAUAUCGUAGCCAGAGAGUACUACAGCGAAGCAGAUGCCAGCCAAUGCAUACAGCAGAUUCUAGAAAGUGUAAAUCAUUGUCACCAAAGUGGUAUAGUUCACAGGGACAUGAAGCCUGAGAAUCUGCUCCUGGCCAGUAAGCUGAAGGGAGCUGCGGUGAAGUUGGCAGACUUUGGCCUGGCCAUCGAGGUGCAGGGGGACCAGCAGGCAUGGUUCGGUUUUGCGGGAACCCCAGGCUACUUGUCCCCAGAGGUUCUGAGGAAAGACCCCUAUGGGAAACCUGUGGACAUGUGGGCCUGUGGUGUGAUCCUCUACAUUCUUCUGGUGGGCUACCCUCCCUUCUGGGACGAAGACCAGCACAGACUGUACCAGCAGAUCAAGGCUGGGGCCUACGACUUUCCGUCCCCUGAGUGGGACACGGUGACCCCCGAGGCCAAAGACCUGAUCAACAAGAUGUUGACCAUCAACCCUGCCAAGAGAGUCACCGCAACAGACGCACUCAAACACCCCUGGAUCUGCCAACGGUCCACCGUGGCGUCCAUGAUGCACAGACAGGAGACUGUGGAGUGCCUGAGGAAGUUCAACGCCCGGAGGAAACUCAAGGGUGCUAUCCUCACCACCAUGCUGGCCACACGCAACUUCUCAGCAGCCAAGAGCCUGCUCAACAAGAAAGCUGACGGCGUCAAGAUCAACAACAAGACCAAUGUAGUCACCAGCCCCAAAGAGCCCCCCACACUGGAGCCUCAAACCACUGUUCUCCACAACCCAACUGAUGGAAACAAGGAGUCCAGCGAGAGCGCUAACACCACCAUGGAAGAUGAGGACGUGAAAGUUGAGAUGACGCCCUAUCCUGCAGCUGUUGCUGAUCUAUGGACCCCGCCUACCAAGUGUCUGUCACAUUCUCAUCCAAUCUCGGCCCAACUCUGCCAUCUCAGAGUGUUGUUUACAUAUCGUCGAUGCUGAACUGAAGAUUCUUCUUGCAAAAGAUGAAAAGGAAAUACACAACAAUCUUGACGAUAUAAUUUAGUAUUUUAUCAUUUGAGUGAAAAUGUUGUUUUAUCACCUUCUGUCUCAUCGCAGGACAUUUAUAACUAAAAAAAAAAUGUUUUUUAUUCUGAAACAAUGAUUUCCUCUUUUUGAACAUGUUUUAUGUUUGAUGGGAAAAUGUUCAAUCUUCAAUAUUAUCAGUGUCAGGAACAUGCGGUGAACCAACACCAAACUCAUCAAGGUAUUCAUCUCAUCUGAAUAUUACACAUCAAUCCCAAUAACUGAACUGAUAUAGGUUUAGCCUUAAACCAACAUUGCAGUCUGUCAAUCCUUCUUUAAAUGUCAGUCUUGGUGCAGAAAAAUCUAAGAACAUAAGUGAACGACAAACAUGAGCUUGCUUUUAUUUUGGUGAUGUAUUGACUUGUGAUUGAUGUGAAUCGCUAUAUCUUUGCUUAAAAUCUGGAAUAUUAAACUGUUUAAUUAUGAGCUUUAGUUUGCAAUCUUUUAACAAUUCUAAGUUGUUCUCAACUGGCUCAAUAUUAAGUAUGAUUACUGGGAAUUUUUAUUGACAGUUUAUGUUAAGGGAAAAAUGGUAUCCUAUGUUUUAUAAUAUGCGUUUGUGUCUACAUCAUCGCAAUGUGACCGAAUUCUCAAUGAUUGAUCUAUAGUUUACAUUCUUUCUUUCACUUGUAUUACUUAAAGCCAUUGUAUGACAUAUGGAACACUGUUUAAAAGUCUAAUCAUGAUAUUUUCAUAAGGAUGAUGAUAAUUAUGUGAAUUUUAUUGGUUCUAUAUUUUUGGGGAACUAUUGACCCGAAUGGUUCUGUUUCUUUAGUGUAGCAUCUCCUCUCUCCCCAACCCCGUGUCCAUGCAUAAGAACCUAUGGAAGACAAAUAGCCUUUUACCACUGACACCUGGGUGUUAGUUACUCUACUUGACAAGUUGCAACACACAAUGUUUUAUACUGAGAAGGGAAACGGUCAUAUGGGAUCACAUUGUUCUGGUUAGUUUUUCCUAAUUGGUAGAUAUUUUCAUAAAUGGGUGUUUAGGUUGGUUUUGCUGAUGGAAAUGUAAGGGAGUUAGUCAAAUUGAAUUGGGGUCAACCUAGAAUAUUGGGAUUGGCAAAGAGGUAAUCCAUUUGGGAUUAAAGGCACUGUGUAGGUUUGCCAUUAGGAAGUCCACUGUGGUGUUAAGAACCAUUACUUCCCCCAUUUAUUCCUACAGGAAUGGUGAGACAAUUUUUUUUUUUUAAGUUACGUUGAACUGUAAUAUGGGACAAAGUGUAUAUUGUUGUCAUGAUGAGAAAGGACUGAUAGAUGUUUAAGAAAUAUCAAAUAAAAUGUGAUUUCUGCCAAAUCUCUUAUUUCCAUGUCACUUUGCCCAUAGCUUAAAGUUUGUGAGGUGAUCACUGUAAUAAACAAAUAAAAAUACAUUUUAAAAAAGUUAACAUUUUA